AUACAAAAAAAGUUUCGAUGGAUGGUGGAGCACGUAAAUAUGCAGUUACGUAUUCAAAUUUGCAGAUAAACAAGCAAUUUAAGACGUUGAAAGAACAAGAGAAGUAUAAAAAGAGGUUUAAAAACAGCCUCAAGAGUAAUAAAAAUAAAUGGCAGGUUAUAAAUAAUGGAAUUGGAUCAAAGGUACUCAUUUCCAAACAUAAGUUGAAACGUAGAGGGGAUAUCCUUAAGAAACAUUACAUAUCAGAAAAAGAAAUGGAGUUUCUGGUAGAUCAAGUUACAAGUAAAGCUGGAUACAAAAUGUUAAUAGAUGAUAUUUUUAUGAAUCAUUCUUUUAACGAAGAGUAUUUUUUUGAAUUAAGAAAGAAAAAAGACACUUCUUUUGAACGAAACGAUGGUAAGUUAGCUGAACAG
This is a messenger RNA of Rhizophagus irregularis DAOM 181602=DAOM 197198, 413 nucleotides long. The record is from RefSeq and is a predicted model, not a curated record. NCBI's taxonomy places the organism in Eukaryota, Fungi, Glomeromycota, Glomeromycetes, Glomerales, Glomeraceae.